This is a messenger RNA of Symbiodinium necroappetens, 558 nucleotides long. The record is from the annotation of a GenBank genome assembly. Lineage: Eukaryota; Dinophyceae; Suessiales; Symbiodiniaceae.
AUGACGACCUGUUCACAGAGGCUGCAAGAGGACACCUCUCUGCUUCAGCAACUGGAGGGAACACGCUCAAAUCUGCUCCGGCUGUCUGCGGAGCUCCGCUCGGUAGAGGCCCAGAAUGACCAGCUCAGGGUCGCAGCUGCGGCUCGCUCCCUCCAACGAGAGGAGCAGAGGGAGCUCCAGGGAAAGGUGGCCGAGCUUCGAAAAGCCCUGGAGAAAGCCACGACGUGCCGGGACAGGCUGCGGAGGCAGACGUCGGAGCUGGAGGAUCAGGCGGCCACUCAGCGUCGACUGGCGCGAGCCUACGAGGAGGGGGCCCAGGAGCUCAGGACCGAGUUGCGACAUGCAAUGCGUCACCUGAAGGCCAGGCAAGAGCAUUCCUGCGCGGAGGAGUCGCAGAGCAGCGCUGCCAGCUCGUGCUUGCGGGACGGAUCUGAGAUCUGGGAGCCGUUGCUUGAAGGCGACCCUAUGGAUGGGACCUGGAGGCGGCGUUCCAGUUCCUUGCGGAAGCAACGUGCGGAGAUGCCUUGGAGCAUGGACCAGACCUGGCGGUUCAAAUGA